UUUAACGGUAGAACGUAAAAACCCUCAAACAUAAACCCUCGCUUACAAAACCCCCUGCUGCCUCCAACAACAUCUCACCACCAACUCUCCCGCCGCUCUCACACCUCCAACCAUCUCCGUUCCGCCGUUUCCGUUUCCUCAAGCAACAUUUAUUUUUGCACCCCGAAGAUUUUUAUUUAAGCUGUGCCACCGGACGCAACGAUGGGGCUUUCGGAGGAAGAGGUAACAAAACUUUACAGAAUCCGUAGAACAGUUUUUCAAAUGUUAAGAGACAGAAACUACCGUGUCCUAGACUCCGAGGUAAACAUGUCCAAACAAGAGCUCAAAGCAAAGUUCGGCGAAAACAUGAACAGAAAAGACCUUACUAUUCAAACAACUAAUAAAGACGAUCCUUCGGACAAAAUCUAUGUGUUCUUUCGUGAUGAUGCCAAACUCGGUGUCAGCACUAUUAAAACUAUCAAAGAUUUAAUUCUCACUGAGGGGGUCUAUAGAGCUAUCAUUGUUGUUCAGAAUGAACUCAAAUCCAAAGCACGAUCCGAGCUGAACCUUUUCUCUGAAGUUCGCAUUGAAGCAUUUCUGGAGGAUGAACUUCUGGUGAACGUAAUAGAGCAUGUGCUGGUGCCGGAACAUCAAGUGCUCACCAAUGCUGAGAAGAAAGACUUGCUCUCGACAUACACUGUCAAAGAAACUCAGCUACCUAGAAUGCUGGUGACGGAUCCUGUUGCGAAAUAUUAUGGACUGAAGCGUGGACAAGUUUGCCGGAUAAUCCGGCACAGUGAGACUGCAGGCAUAUAUGUUACAUACCGAAUUGUUGUAUAAGGAUUUCUUUGAGUCCGUCUUUUGCAAUAUGUUACCUGCUAAUAUUUAUAAUUUGUUGUAUAAUGAUUUCCUUGAUCUCAUCAGUCAUAAGCUAUACUACUUUUGCAACAUGUAACCUACUAGAAUUUAAGCAAAGCUUGCACAUUGACUAUAUAGCCUUUAUUUUUGUUUAUUUCAUUUGAAACGGUCAAUGUUAUGGUUAAUGUUACAGCUAGUAAUUGUUAGUACUGUGCUGGAAGUAAA
Molecule: messenger RNA, 1062 nt
Organism: Medicago truncatula (barrel medic)
Lineage: Eukaryota; Viridiplantae; Streptophyta; Magnoliopsida; Fabales; Fabaceae
Product: DNA-directed RNA polymerases II and IV subunit 5A
Exons: 4
Coding region: 202-819 (205 amino acids)
Biological process (GO): transcription by RNA polymerase II; transcription elongation by RNA polymerase I; tRNA transcription by RNA polymerase III
Cellular component (GO): RNA polymerase I complex; RNA polymerase II, core complex; RNA polymerase III complex
Molecular function (GO): DNA binding
Source: RefSeq, a predicted model, not a curated record